AAAUAGUUUACACAAGAAGACGGAGAUGGCGGUGGGACAGAAAGCUAUGGCGACGUUGCCAACAUUGAUUCGAAGCAUGAGGAAGAAGGAGCAAAAUCUUAUUUUGCCAUCUCUCAGACGAGCUUUCUCUCUAUACGAUCAGAUCAAUCUCAUCGAUAACGUUCCUGAGGAUCAGCUCCGAUUUCAUGAGUUUGAUGAGACGAGUUUCACGGUGAAUGGGGUUAGAUAUGAAGGUAGCUUGCUCUGUGUUGGGAAUUUGCUUAUGUCAUGGAGCCCUCGUAACUUCUCUGAGAUCACAACCGAUAGCUUGUCAAUUUUUCAGACUGUUCGACCAACUCCAGAGCUCUUGAUUGUUGGGUGUGGAAGAUACAACCACCUUCUGAAUCCCCAAGUCCGUCAGUUUGUAAAGUCAAUUGGCAUGAAGCUUGAAACAGUUGAUUCUAGAAAUGCUGCAUCAACUUACAACGUUCUGAAUGAGGAAGGUAGGAUUGUGGCUGCUGCUUUGCUUCCUUAUGGAGUUACAUCAAUCAACUGAAGCAGUGGCUUCAUCAAGCACCAGAAUGUUGCUUUUCUUCAACAACACCCUUCCAAGACAGACCAACUGUCUUUGCC
Messenger RNA from Camelina sativa (false flax), 612 nucleotides. The record is from RefSeq and is a predicted model, not a curated record. Lineage: Eukaryota; Viridiplantae; Streptophyta; Magnoliopsida; Brassicales; Brassicaceae.